CGCGGGGCAAAUAAGACAGCUAGACGGAAAUUGGGUCCCCGCCGGACUUGGUUCCGUUUCACAGUGCGUGUUCUGGGUGUGAGAAACUCAGAGCUUAGUGCACCCGAGGACGCCGCACCAAAGUUGAUCUGAUCCUGCAGCUUUCGUGGGAAAUGCCGUAGGUCACUGAACCCUACUCUUUGGUCUCCCUCUUUUCUAUACCCUCCUUUUCCGCCGUUCCAGACCUCUGGAAAGAGAUGCUUUUGCCCUCUCCCAUGGCCUUUGGAACGGGUGGACACUUUCCUCUCAACCAGAAAUCCUUCCAACCUGUGUUUAUCAAGGAUCUCUGGCUUGGCAUCUUGCUCCUUUCUCCCAGAUUUCCCCUCUCUCUCUAUUUGCGCCCCUGAGUGCUCCUAAAGCAGAACCAGUUCCCAGCUCUGCGAUCUCCAGUUGUCACUUCCCUGUGUUCAUGGCGACAUCAGCUACCAGUCCCAGUUCACCUUUGCGGGCAGAGGAUCUUCUGAGCAACUCAUCAGACAUCCGUGGGCUGAACCAAGUGUCUUCUGAGGUGACCUCCCAGCUCUAUACUUCCUUGCAUCUAAAUCGCCAGGCAGAAGCCACAGCCCGAGCCCAGCUGUACUUACCUUCCACCUCUCCACCUCUUAAUGAGGUAUUAGAUGGCUUGGCCCAAGAGCUCAGUCAGAGCUUGUCAGUUGGAUUGGAAAACAACUUGAAGAAAAAGGAUGGUUCCAAGCAUAUCUUUGAGAUGGAAAGUGUUCGGGGUCAACUCCAGAGCAUUCUCCAAACCUCACGUGAUACAGCCUAUCGAGUUCCCCUUACCACAGAGGCAGGCUCGGAACGACGGGAAGAGGACUCCUUUGAGAGUGACAGCACAGCCACCUUACUUAACACCCGGCCUCUGCAAGACUUAUCUCCAUCCAGUUCAGCUCAAGCCUUGGAGGAGUUGUUUCCUCGAUACACCAGCCUUCGGCCAGGGCCCCCACUCAAUCCUCCAGAUUUUCAGGGCCUGAGAGAUGCACUGGAUUCAGAGCAUACUCGUCGUAAGCAUUGCGAACGCCAUAUCCAGAGCCUGCAGGCCCGAGUACUAGAGCUCCAGCAACAGUUAGCUGUGGCUGUGACUGCUGACCACAAGAAAGAUAUUAUGAUUGAACAACUGGACAAGACCCUAGCCCGAGUCGUGGAAGGCUGGAACAGACAUGAAGCUGAGCGGACUGAGGUGCUUCGGGGACUCCAGGAAGAACGCCAGUCAGCUGAACUUGCCAGAAGCAAGCAGCAGGAGACAAUAACCCGCCUAGAACAAAGUCUUUCUGAGGCCAUGGAGGCCCUGAAUCGGGAGCAGGAAGGUGCAAGACUGCAGCGACGGGAGAAAGAGACACUGGAAGAAGAAAGGCAAGCUCUGACUCUCAGCUUGGAGCUAGAGCAACAGCGCUGCCGGACCUUGCAAGAAGAACUCGAUGAGGCCCGGGCAGGGCAGCUCAGUGAAAAGCGACAAUUGGAGACACUUCAGGUUGCCCUAGAGCAAGAACGGCAGGCCUGGGCCCAGCAAGAACAACAGCUGAAGGAGCGUUACCAGGCACUGCAGGAAGAAUAUAAGAAUCAGUUGGAAAGGGAGAAGGGAACCAUCCAAAGGGAGGCCCAGACGACCCGAGAGGCGCAGCAGCAGCUGGUAUUGGUUCAGUCUGAGGUGCGGCAGUUGGAGGGGGAGUUGGAUGCAGCCCGGAGUGAGAGAGAUUCCCUGCAGCUGGAAAUGAGCUUGUUACAGGCCCGAUAUGAAAGCCAGAGGCUCCAGCUGGAGUCGGAGCUGGCUGUGCAGCUGGAGCAGCAAGUGACAGAGCGGCUGGCGCAGGCUCAGGAGAGCAGCCUGCGACAGGCGGCCUCCCUGAGGGAGCACCACAGGAAGCAAUUGCAGGACCUCAAUGGACAGCACCAGCAGGAACUAGCUGCACAGCUGGCUCAGUUCAAGUUGGAAAUGGCAGAAAGAGAGGAGCGGCAGCAGCAGGUGGCACAGGACUAUGAGCUCAGGCUGGCCCGGGAGCAUGCGAGAGUGCGGGAGCUGCAGAACGGGCAGCAGCAGCUGGAGGAGCAGCGGGCGGACCUGGUGGAGCGACUUCAGGCCAUGCUGCAGACCCACUGGGAGGAAGUCAGCCAGCUGCUGAGCACGGUCACUCUGCCUCCCAACCCCCUGGUUCCUGUUGCCAAACCUUCCAGCCCUGGGCCUCAGGAACCAGAGAAGGGAGAGAAGAGGAUCUGGAACAUGCCUCAGAUGGCAGUGGCCCUGAAACCUGUCAUGCAGCAGAGCCGGGAAGCAAGAGAUGAGCAGCCUGGAGUACAGCCUGUUCUCGGCUCUUCCCCAGAUCUCAGCCUUCUGCUCGACCCCCCUUUCCCGAACCAGCAUUCCUUCCAGCCCCUGGAGCCGAAGCCAGAUCUCACCUCAUCCUCAGCUGGGGCCUUCCAUCCUGAUCAUAGAGCAGAGCGGCCAUUCCCUGAGGAAGAGCCUGGGUCUGAUGGGGAUGGCUUCCUAAAGCGAGGGCUGCCACCUCCUCAGCUGGAGGGCCUCAAGCAUUUUUUGCACCAGCUGCUGGAGACAGUCCCACAGAACAGUGAGAACCCUUCUGUUGACCUGUUGCCCCCUCAGUCUGGUCCUCUGUCCGCCCCAUCUUGGGAGGAAGCCCCUCAAGUGCCACGUCUUCCACCCCCUGUUCAUAAAACUAAAGUGCCCUUAGCCAUGGCAUCUAGUAUUUUUCGAGUCCAUGAGUCCAACGAGUCGACCCGUUCACAAGGCAAUGGUCCCAGCAGUGGGUCCCCAGAAAAAGGUGGAGAUGAACUCACAUUCCCAAGGCAGCUGAUGGAGGUGUCUCAACUGCUGCGACUGUACCAGGCUCGGGGUUGGGGAGCACUGCCUGCUGAGGAUCUGUUGCUUCACCUAAAGAGGCUGGAGCACAGUGGGAAUGAGAGUCGUGGGGAAAAUGCUCCCAGAAGGAACACAGAUGCUCGCUUGGGUGAAAUCUCCCGGAAGGAGAUUCCCUCCCAAGUUCUCCCUCGCCGCCUCGCUACGGCUCCUAAAAUGGAAAAACCUUCAGCCCGGAAGAAAAGUGCUCAUCCUACCCCUAGUAGCAUCAGGAGUCGGGGGGGAAUCUGGAGAUAAGCCCGUUACCCUUCUCCCCUUCAUUUUAUUAUUGCCACCACCCCCAUCAUCAUCAUUUUAAUAAAUGCUCAGUAAUAUGUACUAACAGUUAUGACUUAGGAAUUUGGAAAGUGGAGGUUUAGUUGGAAACUUCCUUGUAAGAGACUUCACUUUAUUCCACUGUCAAAUGUUUUUCUGUUCUGUGGGAAAUGACAUAAAUUCCUCAAAAGAAAACGCUCUAGAGCUAAGUUUAGUGUUUUUAGUGAGCUAGGGUUCAGUGUCUCAAGAUAAAGCUCUGGUUGGUAGGAUUAUUGAUGAUCCUUAUUUUCAUCUUUGUACUUUUCUGUACUUCCUAAAUUUUCUGAAAGAGAACAUAUUACUAAUCAUAAAAAACCUUUUGUUUCU
Molecule: messenger RNA, 3529 nt
Organism: Sorex fumeus (smoky shrew)
Lineage: Eukaryota; Metazoa; Chordata; Mammalia; Eulipotyphla; Soricidae
Gene: CNTROB
Product: centrobin, centriole duplication and spindle assembly protein
Exons: 19
Coding region: 449-3145 (898 amino acids)
Biological process (GO): centrosome separation; regulation of cilium assembly; centriole replication
Cellular component (GO): centriole; centrosome
Source: RefSeq, a predicted model, not a curated record